UAUAUACAUCGUCGACGAUGUUCUCCUUAAAUCCAAAAGAUGUAAUGGUAUCAUUGAACUUAAUAUACCAUUGUCGGGAAGCUUGUUUAAGUCCGUAUAUUAACUUCUUUAAUUUACACACCAUAUGUUCUUUUCCCUCAACCACAAAACUUUCAGGUUGAUCCAUAUAGACUGCUUCAUCUAAAUUCCCUUUCAGAAAGGCGGUUUUCACAUCCAUCUGAUGGAGCUCUAGAUUAUAAUGAGCUACCAUUGCCAUGACAAUCCUUAAGGAGUCUUUCUUAGAGACGGGUGAAAAUGUCUCUUUAUAGUCAACACCACUUUUCUGAGUGAAACCUUUGGCAACAAGUCUGGCCCUGUGUCUUUCGAUAUUGCCAUUAGAGUCGUGUUUGGUCUUCCAGACCCAUCUAUUACCAACUCUUUUACAACCUUCAGGCAAAUCAACAAGUUCCCAAACUUCAUUUUUAUAUAUAGAUUUCAUCUCUUCUUUCGCGGCAGCUAACCAUUUAUCAGAAUGCUCACUUUCCAUGGCCUGUGAAAAUGAAACUGGAUCAUGAUAGAGUCCUAAAUCAGAUUCUAACUCGUGAAGAUAAACCUCAUAAUCAUCAGAAAUUGCAAGCCUUCGAUUUCUUGUAGACCUUCUUAAUGCGAUUUCUUGUGGUUCAUCUAUGUUAGGUUCAUUCUCAAUAGCAAUAUUAGGUGGUGCUUGACCGUUCAUUUGUUGUUCCUGCAAAUCACGGGGUUCAUUGUCUUCUGAGCGCUCUUGACGACGUUGGCUUGAGGUACGAGGAUAUCAUUGGGUCGAAUUGGUCCAUCGCACAGUCAGCCAGUUUACUGCUGAACAUCGACAUUUCCCUCAUUAGAUCGUUCGCAAAAUAUAAGCGGUUGUUCGUUCUUUUUAUUUGUAACGAUUGACUCCCGUUGUAGGCGUAUCAUUGGUUCGACUGCUAUGCGGAUACGAAACUGACGGUUCUGUUCUACUCAAAAUGAUUAGUAAGUGGCAUAUCCUAUAUUUGACAUUUCGAUCAGACCAUUUCUGUUCAGAACGUCAAAGUGUGUACCUAAAGGUAAUUUACCUAUUUUCUUACUUACCAUUCAGCUUGAUUCUGUUUCUUGGUACAUGUUGGCUUAGGUGGGCAGAAAAUUGGAAAUUUAGAAUAGUUCUUUAGAGCAGGCUCCAACCGGCAACCUCCCUCAGCCCUCCGUCCUAUCCAUCCAGAAAUUCCCAAUUCCUAACUUCCGUCCGAUUUCAAAGCAUCUCUGAACUCUGAUCUCUCUCCGGCUUUCGUUUUCAUCUCUCUCUCUCUCUCUCUCUCUCUCCUUCACUUUGUCAUUGUCGCCGCUCAAUCGGCAAUCCCGUCGUAGCUCUAUAAAACACUUUCCCAGUUCCCAUUUCUCCCAAACUUCACUCUCCCCACUCAUCAAUCAACCUUCAAUCCCCGCCUCUGUGGAUCGGAAACUGAAUUCGCCAUGGAUCCCAAUCCCAAAUCCUUCCCGAUUCUCUCCUACGUCAUGCAGCGCCUGCCGUCGCUCAGCCCCAAGGCUCCAGCUGCUGCUCCUCCUCCGGUCGCCGCCUUCGACGUCGAGCAACCGCCGCCGCCCCGCUCUCCCUCCGAUCCUUCCUCCUCCCCUUCCCCUUCCUCGUCGCCCUCCGGCCAGACCCGGCUCCUCUCCGCGAUGCCCAAUCUCAAGGACCCGGAGCUGCUCGCCUCCAUGACCACCGCCAUCGCCGACGUCUCCCAGACCCGAGCCAUCCUCCACAGGCUCGGCCCGCGCCCGGACCACGAGACCGUCGACAACGCCAGGGCCAAGCUGGCCGACAUCGAGGCGAAUCUGUCAAAGCGCCUCGAGGAGGUCGUCCUCACACCGCGACCCGAGGACGCCGACCUCUUGGAUUGGAGGGAGCAGCUGGCUAAGAAGGAGGAAGACUGCCGGCAAAUCGCCGAGAAGGAGAAGAGCCUCUACCUGACCAUACUGCAGCUGGAAGAGAUGCACGUCGGAUACGAUAAGCUGUUGAAGGAAGCCGAGCAGCGGCUGGUUCAGAUGUACGAGAACGCCGAGCGGGUUGAGGGCGAGGAAGAGCCGGUCCCUCAGGAGGUGAAUGAAGAGGUCGUCAGGAUUCUUCAAGAGGCUUCCGGCAAGGGAAUUGAUCAGGUGGAUCUGUCCGCCAGGAAGCUGAGGUACUUGCCUGAGGCCUUUGGCAAGAUUCAUGGCCUGAAAUUGCUUAAUCUGUCCAACAAUCAACUUGAGAUGGUUCCUGACUCAAUAGCCGGGCUAGAAAAUCUUGAAGAGCUCAACCUUGCUUCAAAUCUUCUGCAAGUGCUACCCGAUUCAAUUGGAUUGCUGCUUAAUUUGAAAGUCCUAAAUGUCUCCAGCAAUAAGCUAGAAUCUUUACCAGACUCCAUUGCUCACUGCAGGUCAUUGGAGGAAUUGGAUGUGAGCUUCAACCGGCUUACCUACCUGCCUACAAACAUCGGGAAUGAGAUGGUGAGUCUCCACACUUUCUCUUUUCAGCUGAACAAGAUCCGCUCUAUCCCCACUUCCAUUGGCGAGAUGAAAUCACUGCGCCACCUCGACGGCCACUUCAACGAGCUCAAUGGGCUUCCACACACAAUUGGGAAGCUGACCAACCUCGAGACCCUAAACCUGAGCAACAACUUCACUGACCUGAGGGAGCUCCCUGAAAGUUUUGGCGAGCUGUUGAGCCUGAAGGAGCUCGAUCUCAGCAACAACCAGAUCCAUGCACUGCCCGAUACUUUUGGGCGGCUGGAGAAUUUGGUGAAGCUGAACCUGGAGCAGAAUCCUCUCGUAAUCCCACCGGCGGAAGUGGUGAAGGAAGGGGUACAAGGCGUGAAGAGGUACAUGGCUCAGAGGUGGAUUGAUAUACUGAUGGAGGAAGAGAAGAAGUCCAUGCUGGAGACACAGGAGGAAGGUGAAACAGGAUGGUUGACCCGCAGCACUUCCUGGUUGAAAAACACCGCGGUGACUGUUUCCGAGUAUGUCAGCCCAAAAGCCCCCAGGGAUCCAUAUCUUGAUCAGCAGCUAUAAAUAAUUCUAUCAAGUUCCCGCAGCUUAUUGGAGCGUCGUCUUCAUAUUGUAGUACUUUGAUCUAUUGGUCGUUUUCUGGUUUGGUUUUUCAUCUUUUCCAAGAUAGAAAGAGAACAGUGAAGCAGGGGUUUUGUUUUCUCAUCCCCCGUUCAUAGUCAUAGACAUGUCGCACCAGGGUUAUAGUUUCUCUCAUCUGAAAUCAAUCUCAGUUUUGGCGAACAAGGUUAGUGUUGUCUAGAUUCGUUUGUUUCGCACGUUUCGACGUUGAUGUAUGAACUAACUGCUGCUAUUGCUGAAGCCUUGAGAAAGUUGAAAGGAAAUAAAGAAAUAAUGAAGAAGAGUAUUGAUGUUUGGACUACUGCUAUUGACCGUGGCUUGGGGUUGAAUCCUUCAGAUCGAAGGAAAGCAAGAUCUUGUAUGGAUAGAGGAUCUGGGAUGGGAUGGCAUGGCAUCACCAGCUUGCUUGCUUGCACUCGGGUGAGUUCUGACUUUCUGAGGAAAAGUUAUGCAACAGUAAUACUGCGAUUCUGAUGUGAGUGAUCUCAUAUGAAUAUGAUGGAAGAGUCUCUCUCAUGAUCUAUUCCUCGCAACUGUAUCAACCUGUUUACUGCUUUAUAUAUAUGCUUAUAUGCUUUUACAAGGGAAACUGGGCAAGUGAAGUGGACAAUGUUCUUUAUAGCAAUAGGAGAUGAAGAUAAGAUGCCUGGAUACAAAAGCUAGAAAAUAAUAAGAGUAUCUAGGACGGUCAUGGAAAGUGGAAAUGCAAUUGCGGUUUCCGAUUAUAUUGAUGGAAAUUCCAAUUACAACAAUGCAAGCUAUCACUUGUAAGUUGUAAUUCAAUAUAUAUGCAAGUCACGUUGGCACCCAACUCGCUUUUAUUGGGAUCUGUAUUUUGUUUUCUAGGGUUUGCCCAGUGUAGUGUAUAUUUUGUGGGUUGCAUUUUUCAUGUGACGUCUAAGUGGUUUCGAAGAAAAUUCGGGAUGGUGAGGUAGCUUAUGUCUUUAGGGAUACGCUUUUGGAGGAGAUAAAAAAUUUGUGAGGCUCGUUCCUGGAGUUGCAGGUUAUUUUUGUUGGUCGUGACUGUAAUAGGGUUGUCCAUUUGAUGGCAAGAAAAACCCUUUCGUUGUCCCCUCUCCUUAGUGAGGUUCAAUUUUGUUUCUUGGCUGUUUUCAGCUAUUUUAAACUUUGUAUCUCGCUAUUUUCUCGGUAAUACGAGUGAUCUUUUGGUUAAAAAAAAGAGAAUCCCUCUCAAUAAUAAUAAUAAUAAUAUGUAUCUUUUAUAAAAUGUUAAUUUAUUAUUUUAUUUACUGCUCAUUCCCAUAGUACACUCCAAAAUUCAAAUGCAUAAAAAUUAAAUUUAAACAAUAAAAUGAUAUAAGAAACGUCAGCUCUGAACAAAACAAAAACACACGCAAGAAAAAAAAAUAGAAAUAUCCAAGUCAUAAAUUUUUUUGAACCAUAAACUGAAACCAAUUGUCUUCAAAGACAAAGAAGUGACUCAUUUAUCCGGUCAAACAUUCUUCUUACACCUAGAUCCAAUUUUCUGGUCUCUGCGGAAAGGAGAAAAAAAUUCACGUUCUUCCUGGUCGGAUCAAUAAAAUUAUGAAAAAAUAACUCGAUUUUUUAUCGUGUAUUUUAACGUGCAAUGAAUUUCCGGGCUCAAAUACAUGAUUUUUUUUAGUCUUUACCUAUUACAGAUAAUCAGAGAUGGUGUGAUUUGAUUUUCUUUAUUCACCGCUCUCAACUCAAGUCUUAGGAGAAAGACACUUAGUGGGGAUAGAAAUAUUUGCUGAUAUAGUUAAUAAAUGAAAUAGUGAGUGGUGUGGUUAACAUUAUUCUUUUUGGAGUGACGAAUCUUGUAUGUAUUCCUAAGAAAAUGAAUUAGUUGCU
Messenger RNA from Linum trigynum, 4935 nucleotides. NCBI's taxonomy places the organism in Eukaryota, Viridiplantae, Streptophyta, Magnoliopsida, Malpighiales, Linaceae. The record is from the annotation of a GenBank genome assembly.